AUGGGGUCGCUUGAAAGGGGUCGGCGGCUUGAGGGCAAAAGGGUCAUUCUGGUCCAGCUGCUGCUGGUUCUCUUCGUUGAUGAGGAUCUGAAGGGAGGGGUUGAGGCCGGACGGAGGAGGCGGACAAGGAUGGGAAUUUUGGGAAAGGUGUGGGUGUUUCUGGGUAAGCGAAGACGGCGGGAGAGGUGGGGUCGGGUUGAAAUCGGAAGAGACGCCGCUGCUUUCUGUUCCGAUCUGUACUUCAGAUUUUUUCUGAUGCAUUACAUAAGCGAAAAACUAAAAGAUGAAGCACCUCAAUUGCAGAACGAAGGAAGCAAAAUUGAAAGGGGAAAACAAAGGAAAAUUAAGAGAAAUCGAUAUCCUCUUCUUGAAAUUCAGGGACUGUUACUUAACGAGUUGAACUUCUAA
Molecule: messenger RNA, 408 nt
Organism: Striga asiatica
Lineage: Eukaryota; Viridiplantae; Streptophyta; Magnoliopsida; Lamiales; Orobanchaceae
Source: the annotation of a GenBank genome assembly